GUUCAUCAUAUUUUUCCCCCUCGAAAACGCCUUUCGAUUAUAUAAGGCCAUUAAGAGAACACUGGUAUCAUGGCGCCGCUAUCUCGAGAUUCUCAACUCACUCCGAGAGCCCGACGCCGAGGGGAACUUCCCGGAGCCAUUAACUCUGAGACAGAUAUGCAUACGGCAAGGGACAUCCGUCGAGCAUCAUCCAUUCGACGCGAUUCCCAACGGGGUAAAGGAAGAAGCAGUAGGGUUGGGGUUGGGAGCGGUAGAACAAGCCAGUUACCACUAAGCACGAGCGCUGCCGCACUUGGACGCACUCGUCAAGCAACAGAAUCUCCGUGGAAUACUCAGCAACCAGUUAUUUCGUCGCCAGUUAAUACAGGUUCCCAAAACCAUCCCUCUGGAUCUACAUCAUCUCGAAAGUUGUCGGCAGGCUUUACGACUAAUGGGCCACCGUCUAGUCAACCAACUACGGGUUAUACGGCUGUAACUGCGUCUACAGUCCCUCAGACUUCUAUUAGCAAUCACCCAGGUCCAUUGACCAGUCACCCUACUACCGCAUAUUCGUCUAUGACCGCAUCUGGUUCGCGAGGUAGUUUCGACAGAUACGCACCAGGACCCCUGAGACAAUCGCAGACAACUGGUAAUCUACCUACCCCAUCAACUUACACACGCCAGAAAGGCGGGCUACAAACAUCAAGAACACUUCUCUCAGUACCUGAGUCGUCCGGAGCAACCACUUCUUCUGUUGCCGCAACUACGGCUGGGGUCAUUCCACGUUUCGGGGCAGAAAACAUCAACCCUUAUCAGUCAGAAGUCGACCUUGGAACAAGACAUAGGGAUAGCCUGGAAAUAUCUAGUAUUAAGAAGAUACCCAAACGCACGCCGCCCAACGGAAAGCGAAAGGUGAUUUCUGACAUAUCCAACGAUAUCGAACCCAUCCCGGAGUUGCCAGGGCAAAUACUGCAAACUGUAAAGCAGAAGAAUGCAGAGCAGACUGCAGAGCAUACUACAGAGCAGACUACGAAGCACACUACGGAGCAGACUGCAGAACAGAAGGUUCCUACUGCAGACAAACAAAAACAACCCGACUUGCAGCAACCUCCUUUACAACAACAACCUCAACCUCAAAAGCAGCACCUGCCAAAACAAACCUUCCCAAGUGUAGAUUGCAUUAAUUCCAUCGAUUUAGCUCGCAUUCAUCCAUCACGUCCACAACUACCUCCCAUGCCGAUGCCAAAUUCCAAGCCCAAGAAGCAGAGCGGCAUUCCCAAGUCACGCACUUUUGGCGCGCUUUCCAACCUGACAUCUUCAUUAUCGCUCGCAUCGCUAACCAGCAACAAGAACAACAACAAAAUCAACAGCAACAAAAGCAAUAAUAAUAAUAGCAGUCGUAGCGAUUUACGCCGUCAAAUAGGAUCGCCCAUGCCCAUAAUGGCUCCUCCUCCUAAUACCUUGGACGGCAACGCGUCUCCGGCCGAAGGCGACAGCAGCUCUCCAGGCGCAAUUAAGACUCCCAACCAAGCUUCCACGCCUGCACCCGCCCUCGCGACCAAACCCAUCCAGCGCAACCCUCGCAUGGUCUACAACGCCGAGCCCCAAGCGUACUGGACCGGCCGCUUCGUCGCCAUGCAAGACCAGCUGCGCAACGAGCAUCUAAAGGGACGAAAUCUAGAAAUCAUCACGGCCGCCACAUUGGCACAGCAGCAGCAAUCCCAAGCCCCCGCGCCGAAGCCCCAACCCACACCUCUGCCUACACCUACGCCCACGUCCGACGCCGCGCUCCCGACCUCCUACAGCAUGGCCUGCAUGCCCGGCGUAACUCCCCAACUGCUUUCGGGAGAGAUGGUCGCCAUCGUCCAGGCCGCGUCGGAAAUGACCGACGAAGACAACCGCGUCCGCCGCGUAUUCCGCAACUUGGAGGCGCAAUGCGCGAACCGCUCUGCCCUCGACAGCAUGCACGAGUUCCAACAGGACUACGCGCGUCUCGUCGGCAAGAAGGGUCUGCUCCCUCCCGGCUCGUCCUGGGACGACAACAAGGACCAGGACAAGGACAAGGACAAGAAGGGCUGGGUCGGCCGCAUCUUCAGCGGUAGCAGCAGCGGCGGCGGCAAGAAGAAGGGUAAUGGAAAUGGAUCGCAGUAG
This is a messenger RNA of Daldinia vernicosa, 2130 nucleotides long. RefSeq lists its product as uncharacterized. The transcript has a single exon. The coding region runs from base 70 to 2130 and encodes 686 amino acids. The record is from RefSeq and is a predicted model, not a curated record. Lineage: Eukaryota; Fungi; Ascomycota; Sordariomycetes; Xylariales; Hypoxylaceae.